Pseudomyrmex gracilis is the source of this 6090-nucleotide messenger RNA. RefSeq names its product MAP kinase-activating death domain protein-like. NCBI's taxonomy places the organism in Eukaryota, Metazoa, Arthropoda, Insecta, Hymenoptera, Formicidae. The annotation marks the transcript as partial. Gene Ontology annotation, molecular function: guanyl-nucleotide exchange factor activity. Gene Ontology annotation, cellular component: cytosol. The record is from RefSeq and is a predicted model, not a curated record. Gene Ontology annotation, biological process: regulation of Rab protein signal transduction; regulation of apoptotic process. The transcript is spliced from 21 exons.
GAUAAAGAGGAAGGUGGUAGCUUUGAGUCAGACUCCGCGUCGACAAUAACACCGCGCACAAUCCUGAGUGCACAAAGUUCAGUAGGACAGUUCACAGGGAUAAGCAUGGGAUCUUUAGGCACUCAAUCUUCGCUCAACGACACUGAACGUCCUGCUACUCCUCACAGGACCUCGCGUAUCAGUAGAUAUGUCACUCCUGUAGCGCCUACCGGUCCUGGUCUGCAACGCCAGCCAAGCGUCGGUAACGUUCUCGCGAGAGCUUCUAGCUUCAGCACAACUGGCGGCCCGCUCUUGCCACGGCAGAUCAGUUCUACCGAUCAUCAUCAAGAAACAACGAAUUUGCAACGUCAAAUUUCGACGGGUUCGACAGUCGCACAGAAACAAAAUGACGGGGCGAUGCAACGGCAAAAUAGCGGCGGCUCGGCGAGCACGACAGGAAAUGGAGUUCUCCGACAGGGAUCGCAGGGUUCCCUGUUUGAACAGAUCGCAAGCCAGGCGAAAGAUUUAGUGCGCGAAACUACUAGACAAAGCAGUCAGGAUGGAUUACUCGCGCAUAUGGACAAGCUUAAACAUCAGGCGAAGGAAAAGAUCACGGAGGCAGGCGAGGAUAGUCUGUUUGCACCGUUGGAACAGUUAACGCAACAAACUAAGAAAGCGAUGGGCGAAGCGACGAAGUCGGUGCAAGAGGCGUCGAAAACCGCGUUAGAAGCGAGCAAAACCGCGGCGGGUGUCAGUAAAAAUACGCUCGACGAUUUGACAUACGUUGGUAAAAGCACGUUGGGAGAUUUAACUAAAAGUGCCAAAGAAGUUGCCGCGAAAAAGGGUUUGCUCAAGAGUCUUGGAGAAUCUCAACAACAAUCGCCUACACACUCACCAUCGUCUCCCAAUGCGACGCAACAGCGGAAAGACUCGAUCAGCAAUCAGCUGGUCGCGCCGGACACGCGCGGCGGUGUCGGCCGUGAUUUCUUUAGCAAUAUUAGCAGCGAUCUGAAUGGUUUUGCCGCGCAGACCAGCAGCAUGUUCAGCGACUUGUUCGGUAGUAAAGGUAAUUCUAAUCGAGGCGGUAGCUUCUUCCCGCAGACUCAGAAAUCGAAAGAGAAGACCAAUCCGAUUCUCCCCCCAUUUCCCAAAGUUACAGGAAAAACAGGAUUGGUAGAACGUUCCUCGUUGAUAAAACACUCUUCGCACAAGGCUAAUCAAGAAGACGUGCAGAGGAUGCAAAACGCGGAACGUUCUAGCACAAACAGCGACAAUCAAGCCUUCUUGAACGACGUGAUAACGAGUGUGCUAGCUGGCGAAGGCGUUGGUUGGCUCAAGUUAAAUAGACUGAAAAAAUUAAUGGAGGAUGAAAACUAUCGGGAUCUGGUCGUGACAAAAUUGAACAAGGGUCUCAAUAGAAAAAUCAGUCCGGAUGAUCACAUUGACGAUGUGGCUAUAUCGAAACCCGUGUACAAGGGAAUGUUAAAGUGCCUUCAAGCAGUAACGCAUGGUCUCGCACAUACAUACAAUAAUUUCGGGCUAGGCGGGAUGGCUUCAGUCUUCCAACUGAUGGAAAUCGCUCACACACAUUACUGGAGCAAAGAUCUAUCCGAAAGCGGUUUCGACAGCUCUUUAAUGUCACAGGCGUCCAGUCCGUUUGGAAGUAGAGAAAACUUGAAAUCUCCACAGUCUCCAAAUCAACCUGACUUUUCAGAUAGCACGCAAAAGUCGGAAAUACCUCAAGUAUACUUGGAAACGCCACAAGCUGCGCCAACAGACACGAGUCAAUCAACGACGGACAUAUUUCUGGACAUGUUCACGAAGAAAGGAAAAUUUCUGAGCAAGCUAACUUCGUUCGAUUCAGAGAGUGGGCGGGGUGGUGGAACGGGGAGCAGCGAAGCUUUAUCCACAGACGGAGGUAGCAUUGUCACUAAUCCUGCUUUUCGGCAAGCGCACCAAGCUUCCUUCCGAAGCACCGUGUCUGAUAGCGAGGUCGAGCAAGGCAAUUUUCCUCGGCAAGGCAAGCAACGUUCCGGCAGCGUUUGGUCCAGCAAAUCGUCUCUGAGCACCGGAUUUCGGUAUCACGGCGGUAGCUUGAUGACCACGACGUUGCCGAGUCCGGAAGCUGCGAGAACGUAUCUCUUCGAAGGUUUAUUAGGAAAGGAGAGAUCGUCUUUGUAUGAUGAAAUGCAAUUCUGGGAGGAUGCGUUUUUAGACGCCGUCUCGCAGGAACGAGACAUGAUGGGCAUGGAUCAAGGACCCGGGGAAAUGGUGGAGAGAUAUAAGAGUUUGAGCGAGAGUGAAAGGAGACGAUUGGAGCAUGAAGAGGACAGACUGCUGUGCACGCUGUUACACAAUCUCACCGCUAUCUUGGUGAUGCUGAAUGUGGACAAGAACGAGCUAAAACGAAAGGUGCGCAGAUUGCUCGGCAAAAGUCACAUCGGCCUCAUCUAUAGUCAGGAGUUAAAUCUACUUCUCGAUCAAAUAACCAAUCUUCACGGAAACGACAUCGAUCUAAAGCCUCUGACGUCACGGCAAAUGCAUCGGCAAUCGUUCACUGUGCACGCCGGAGUCGAUUCCGAGGGUGAUCUGCGGUUUCUCGAGGUUCGCCACGAUGGUCUUGUGCUGAGAUCGGUAAACGGUGUCAUAGUCGAGCGUUGGUGGUACGAGCGCGUAGUCAAUAUGACCUACAGUCCGAAAACAAAGGUUCUGUGUUUGUGGAGGCGAAGCGGAGGCAAAACUGAAUUACAUAAAUAUUAUACCAAAAAGUGUAAGGACGUGUAUUACUGCAUAAAGGACGCGAUGGAGAAGGCAGCGACUCGCGGGCGAGGCGCAAAGGAGGAUUACGAGCUCGGUGGCGAGUUUCCGGUACAGGACAUGCGAACGGGCGAGGGUGGACUCCUGCAGGUUUGCAUGGAAGGAGUCGGUUUGCUCUUCGCGAACAGCAAGGAUUUCGAGUUUUUUGUAAGACUCGAUCAUAUCCGCAAGUGCUUUACUCAAAAGGAUGGAAUCUUUGUUUUGGAAGAAUUCAAUCCUAAAACUAGACAAGUAAUUCAACGUAAAUAUAAGUCACAAAUGGCGCCUGAUAUCUGUUACGCUGUUCUCUGCGUAUUUUCGUACGUGGCAGCUGGAUCGGAGCAACGAAAACAAGGUCAGCAACAGCAGCAACAUCAACAGCAACCACAACAGCAGCACCAGCAGCAGCAGCAACAACAGUAUCAACAGCAUCAGCAACAACAGCAUCAGCAACAGCAGCAGCGCUAUCAACAACAGCAACAUACACUACAAUCACGUCAACAACAACAACAACAACAGCAGCAGCAGCAGCAACAACCUCACCAAUCCCGGUAUCCUUAUCAGCAACGCAAGCAGGAACAACCGCAACAAUCGAGCAACGCGCCACUGCACAGAAACACACAACUAGAUCCGCACUCCCGUCAACACUGACGAACGGAACAGAGACACUCGCUUCCCUUUAUCCACAGCGUUCACAACAAAAAUAGUUGCGCCCCGUACACCUGUCUACCUUGGGUAUAAGUGUGCUAUCUUUCCUGAAAUUUCGUUGAAACUUUCAAUCGAACACAUACAUAUGUAAACACUUAAUAGCGACAUUUAUUAAUUCUCAGAGAGAAGUAAUGUUAUAGUUUUUUCUCAAAUGAUAUCGUGUUUCUUCUUCUCCCUCUAAAAACCAAACUUAUUACGAAAAAGAUGAUCCUAACAACGGGAAAUAUUUUUAAAUUAAAUCAGUUUAAUUAAUAUGAUAUCUCAUAGUCGUGAGUCGAUAUUUGAUUCGCUAUAGUCUUAAUCGUCAAUGUGAUAGCUGUGCUAUUCUCGUACUCGUCCGUAUACGUGAACACACACGUGUAUGCGUCACACCUAAAGCAAUUAAAUACAAUAACUAUUUGUAUAAUUGUGCGGCAGUAAAAGUUUAUGCGCCGCACCAAGAGAGAAAUUGCAAUUAAUUGUGAUUGUUCGCGAUUGAAGAAGCAGAGAUUUUUAUUUUAGUUGUUGUACAUUAUAAUAUAUAUGUAUAGUCGAAGUAAGUACACUUACUCGAUGUCUGAUCGGUCAGCGCUAAAAAAAAAAAAAUGAUCUUCGCUAAAACUUUCCACUUAUUGCCGUCGGAGUAUUUCGCUCUUCAGUCGUUUUUAGAUACUCGAACUUCGCGGCGAACUACAAACGAAACGUAGAUAUUACGACAGAUAGUAGUUUCGUCAUUCGCUGUCUCGAUUUUCCACAACUGUCGUCGAAUUCUAGCUGCGUUAUUUCUUAUUAUUAUUUGUUUUUUGUUUGACUUGCGUACACGAAAUAUAAGUGAAACUGUCGCGUAGGAUGUUUAGAAAACUGUAGUAUUGUAUUCUAUGUCCCAAAUACAGGGAUCGAUUAUUUUAUACACGGUUUCGAACACGGAAGACAAAUUUUUCUUUCGGUAGCUCGUAGAGCUCGUUAGAAUACACGCAUCGAUCUCGUUACAUAUUAGGGAGCAUUAUGCGUGAUAUAUACCAAACCUGUACAAUAAUCCGGAAACGACGUCUUCGAAAUGCUGUGAAACCACACAUCCUGCGUUUUCCUAGGAAUGUAUAGUUAAGUAUAUCGGAAGCGCCAAACCAACGAGAUUGCACGUUUUAUAUCGCGAUCGCGACAAACGGAAUUGGCACUAAGUGCGCGCAGCGACGUUUCUGCACGAAUAAAAUCGUUACUUUAUUCAUUUCUUUUUUUUUUUUUUAUUGAUAUUUGUUUUACAUAAUGUUAUGUAGAUGAAACGACCAGCCUAGAAAGGGAUACAAUAGUAUCGCGGAAACUCAACUGAAAAAAACCUUAGCAUAUGUGUCGCACACAGAUGCCAGAGGAAAUAAUAUAUUUUCUUGCAGUAUAAAAAAAAUGAUGCAUAUAGAUAUUUGUAAAAAGGAUAUAGGAAUUUGUAAAUAACGGGCGAAGUAGCGAAUUGAUACAAACAGGCGUGACAACGCUCCUUUUUAUUUCCUGUAUCUUUUACUACAAUUAAUAUAUUUGUAAAGAGCUCAUUUUGACAGCUAAGUUAUAGAGAAGUACGUUUCUAAAACCAAGACAGAGGAUUCUCUUCUAUAUAUAACAUAGUAAACAUAUAUACCCGCACACACAAUCUUUCUGUAUCAAAAUUGUCUGCCUAAAUCCCGACGUUUAAAAGUUUGUCAUCGAUGCCGUUCACACAAUCAAAUAUUUCGAGAUAUGUAUCGCGAUCACGCAAUGAGAAGAAACCCUAAAUCUCUAGAAGAGAAAGUAAUACCUCGCAUUGUAUAGUCAUACAUGUAGACGCCUUAUGCCCAAAAUAUACGAGUAGUCAAACUGAUACUAAACAAUGAUUUUUAAAUAUUUCCUUACCGUUUUAGAACUCGAACAUUUCUGUAUUUUUAUACUUAUAUACAAUUUAUAUGAAUAUUUAUUUUCAAUUUAAUACUAUUUAUAUGAAUAUUGUUUCUUUACGGUUUAACUUAUAUUUAUUUGACGGCGACUAAAGAAAUACGAAUCAUUAAAACGUUUCGUACAGUAUACUUAUAUUCAGCUUCACAGCUAAGUUUUUUCUGUCGAUUCAUAUUGUUUCGCAAGUAAAUUUCUCUCAAUAACUUCGUGUGCUUCCUCGACAAAUUUCUAGUUCUCACCGGUACAUUUAAUUUACAUAAAAACUGAUCGAAAAAGGCUGUAGUUCCUGUGAGUUACACACAAAGAGAAAAAUUUGUUGUGGACGAAGUUCUUUGUCUUUCGAAAGAUGUUGACUGGAAAAAGACGAUUAAAGUUACAAAAGAAAUUGAUGAAAACAUUUUUAAAUACUUUACAGCAAAGUAAGUUUAAUAUAGUACAAUUGUGCGCGUGCACACGAAAUACACACGUGGUUUCGUGUAUGUAUUGCCAGUGUUAAAAUAUGGUCACGUUCUUCAGUGAUCUUUGAAAAAACGUACAACUCAUAGCGAUUACUUAAUCUACGUGUUUACAAAAAACUUGGCAGAAGAAUUAAUAAGCGACUUCUCAAAAGCAAUGCCGUGCGUAAUCUAUACACUGUCUAUCGUCGUAAUUGCAAUCAAUGAGUCCGUAUCUGGCUGGAAUGAUAUUUUAAAUGGUUCAAUGGGCGUGUUU